AUGCUGAGCCGUAGAACGACCGUCGCCGCCGCUUCCUCUUCCCCGGGCUCCGCCGGAACGCAGUCGGCGCCCUCCUCCUCCGGCGAGUGCGAACCGGAGCGCCGGCGGAGGCGGCAGCAGGCGGAGACUUACCACGAGCAGACCAAGCACUCCCUCACCGACGGGUAUGCGCGCGGACCGAGGGGUCUCGACUGGGCCAACCAGCCAAAUCCCUUCCUCCGUUUCCUGUCCUCCCCUCUGGUUCCCCUUCAGCACUUCCCUCUCCCCGAGCACCGCUCCCACGGAAAGGAUCUCCCUCUCUACCACUCCGUCUUCUCCGCCGUCUCUCCCGCCGCUCCGCAGCCGCUCUCCCACGCCUCCAUCUCGCAGCUCUUCUACGAUUCGCUGUCGCUCUCCGCUUGGAAGACGACCGGCGCCUCCACCUGGUCUCUGCGCGUAAACCCCAGCUCCGGCAACCUCCACCCCACCGAAGCUUAUCUGCUUUCCCCUCCAUUACCUUCCUCAUCGUCGACUGCUGCUUCGUCGUCUCCAUUCGUCGCGCACUAUGCUCCCAAGGAGCACGCCCUUGAUAUCCGCGCCGUCCUCCCUCCCGACUUCCUCCCCCGCUUCUUUCCGAGCUCCUCUAUACUCGUAGGUUUCUCCUCCAUCUUCUGGCGGGAGGCGUGGAAGUACGGCGAGCGCGCUUUCCGCUACUGCAACCACGACGUCGGCCACGCCAUCGCCGCGGUUGCUAUUGCCGCUAGGGCGCUCGGUUGGGACGCUAGACUGCUCGACGGCCUCGGAUGCACAGACCUCAGCAACCUCUUCGGGCUGGGAAUGGGGACUUCUUCCCCUCAUCCACCGGAGCAGCUCCCUUCCCGUCCGACUCGCGGCCGCUUCCCCUGGGUGGAGAUGGAGCACCCCGACUGCGUCUUGCUCGUCUUCCCCGCGGGACUGGCUGCAGGCUCCGAAUUCUCCGUCGACUACGCUUCACUAAGCGGCGAGAUCUCCAAGCUCCGGUCCCUGGACUGGUUCGGGAGCCCUAACGCCCUCAGCAAGGACCACGUCUGUUGGGACAUCAUAUACAAGACUGCGGAAGCCGUGGAGAAGCCGACGACGGCUGUCGAUCGCUUCUCAGUGGAUCCCUUCUGUGGUAGCGGGCUGCUUUCUGAAGGUUUAUACAAGGAUCUGACCGUCAGGGAGGUCGUGCGGAGGCGGAGGAGCGCUGUUGACAUGGAUGGGGAUCACGCCCUGAAGAAAGAAACCUUUUACCAGAUGAUGUUGCACUGCCUUCCUUCGGGUGAUCUAGCAAGAGGGGAGAAGCAGGGAAGGCCUCUCGCGUUGCCAUUCAGGGUUCUUCCAUGGGAUUCGGAGGUACAUGCUGCUCUCUUUGUUCACAGAGUCGUGGGAUUGCCGAAAGGAGUGUACUUCCUGGUGAGGAAUGAAGACCACCUUGAUAGCCUCAGGAAGGCUAUGAGGUCUGAAUUUGAGUGGGAGAAGCCAGAUGGUUGUCCUGAUGGUCUUCCCCUCUAUAGACUCGCUUGGGGCGAUUGCCAGGAUCUUGCCAAGCAACUUUCUUGCCAUCAGGUAUUCCUGCUUUUAUGGCGUUCUUAUUUUUGUCUCGUUUCUUUUGGUGCUAUGGUUACUUGCAGCAUAGUUGACAUCACAUAUCGAUUCUUUAUUUUUCUCACCAUCUUUUUUAUGCAGCCAUAUCUUUUACAGUAUCUCAUAUUGAUUGGGAAAAUUGGAUUGUUUGUUAUAUUUUAAUAAAAAUAGAUAAUGUUAUGUCGUCAAUAUAAUAGUGUGCAAAGAAACGUAUGAGAAGGAGUUCCUUUCAAGGUUUCUUCCAAUAAGAAGAAGAUUGUGGAUAUGAAAAUAAAUCUUAUUAUCAGUAUCUCUCGUCCUGUAGAUGCUGUUCUGUAUCAGUUUCCAUGAAGAAUCGUGUUAAAAUAUUUUCUUAGUUUUUAUGAAUAGCAAGUGACGUUCAAAUUUUUUUCCUCUGAGUGCCAAUGCAUCAUGGUAUUUGGUGCAAUGGUGAAGAACUCUGCAUUUUUUUGUAAAAUGCAGGACAUUGCUGCAGAUGGAUGCUUCAGCCUAGGCAUGGUGGCUAGGUUUGAGCCAGUGUUGCGUGAAAGAGAUGCAUGGAUGUAUCCACGUUUGUUCUGGGAGACUGGCGUUCUUGGUCAAGUCCUGUACCUUGAAGCUCAUGCUGUUGGGAUAUCUGCAACAGGCAUUGGUUGCUACUUUGAUGAUGCGGGUAUGCAUUUUCUCCUCCGCAUCUGUUUUGAUGAUAGUUAUGAAUUACUUGCUAUUAUCUUUUUUAGUUUAUAAACUAUCCUUUACUUCUUCUGGAUCUUUUGGGUCAGAGAUGAAAGUAUUUGGACCAACAUAGAGGAUGAGAUAUUUAUGGAAGCUGUUAUGGGGAACUAAGAAUCUCAAUUCUGUGAUUCCUAGCUCAUGAAUAUAUGGGGAACUUCAUCCAUAAAAUGAGUUUUUACUCUCACACAAGAAGAACAUUUAUGGAUCAGCAAUAUGUUUAAUCAGAAUUUAAUUGGUUAUAAGAGCAGUUAAUGUGUGUGAUAGGGUAAUGUAAACUGGUAUUAUCUGCAACGGUUAGAGAAAUCGGGUAGGAAAAACCUGGUUCCCAGGUUGUAAUCUAGUAGAACAGCAUUAAAAUUUAAUAAAGAUAGCCCAGUAUGAAAUGAUCUUAUAAGAUGAACAUGCCCCAUUUUUGCUUCCGUUUUAAUCUUGGUUACGAACACCUAUCUUCCGUUCUAAUCUUGGAUACCACUGUUAUAGAUCGGAUCCCAGCUAAGACAAACUGAUAACUUGAGAAAUUACAUAGAUUGCUUUUCUAUGAUCCUGGUGCUGAAGCUUAAACUGCAGUUUUAGGGUUUGUGACGGCCAUAAAAUUAUUGGCAGAUUUUUUUGAGUCUGAUAGUUUCUUAGAUUUUUUGUUCUUUUUUUUUAAAUUCCUGAUGUUUUUAUUUUUACCAUGAAUUAAUUAAUAUGGUGCUUUAAUCUAGCCGUAUAUAACCAGUUUACUGCUGUUUUAUCUUCUUCAACUAAUUUUUAUUGCCUCAAUUCUCUCAAUCUUUUGUUGCUCCACUUAAGUAUUUACCAUAACUCUCAUCACAUUAUAAUUGUGGAGAAAUACUACCUGUGAGAAAGUGGCCUGAGAACUCGGGUUUCAGGUUUUUUUCUCUCUCUCUGUCUCUGUCUGUUUCUUGCUCGCUAGAAUGCCCUUGUUGAUGCCUUGAUUUCAUGAGCUGUCGUGGUGUCCUAAAACUCUUCCUUGGAUCGGCAGUGCACGAUGUUCUCGGAUUGAAGGGGGCAGAAUUCCAGAGCCUUUAUCAUUUUACAGUGGGGCGUGCGGUGCAGGACAAGAGAAUUAUGAGCCUUCCUGCGUAUCCAGGCCCAGAUAUAGAUGCUUGA
Spirodela intermedia is the source of this 3414-nucleotide messenger RNA. Lineage: Eukaryota; Viridiplantae; Streptophyta; Magnoliopsida; Alismatales; Araceae. The record is from the annotation of a GenBank genome assembly.